Messenger RNA from Cutaneotrichosporon oleaginosum, 162 nucleotides. Lineage: Eukaryota; Fungi; Basidiomycota; Tremellomycetes; Trichosporonales; Trichosporonaceae. The record is from RefSeq and is a predicted model, not a curated record.
AUGAAGUUCAACAUCAUCGUCCUCGCCCUCACCACAGCCGUCCUCGCCAAUCCAAUUCCCGCCCCUGACGCGGGCCCCGCUGCAGCUCCCGAGCCCAAUGCCGACCCCGUCCCAGCCCCAGAGCCCGCGCGUCCCCGUCUCAACACGUACUUCACGGCCUAG